This is a messenger RNA of Alexandromys fortis (reed vole), 1344 nucleotides long. RefSeq names its product histo-blood group ABO system transferase 2-like. The record is from RefSeq and is a predicted model, not a curated record. Lineage: Eukaryota; Metazoa; Chordata; Mammalia; Rodentia; Cricetidae. Gene Ontology annotation, molecular function: glycoprotein-fucosylgalactoside alpha-N-acetylgalactosaminyltransferase activity. Gene Ontology annotation, biological process: carbohydrate metabolic process. Gene Ontology annotation, cellular component: vesicle; membrane; Golgi apparatus. The annotation marks the transcript as partial. The transcript has 4 exons.
CUGGCAGCAAGGACCAGGAUGCCAACAGAGCUGUGACCACUAAUGUGUCCUCAGAUGCAGGACAAGCAAAGGAGGGUGAGACCUCUGCUUACCCCUUUGUCACCUUCCACAGGUAUGUGGUGUUCCUGAAACUGUUCCUGGAGACGGCAGAGCAGCACUUCAUGGUGGGACACAAGGUCAUCUACUAUGUCUUCACUGACCAUCCUGCCGAGGUGCCGCAGGUGCCCCUGGGGGCAGGACGGAAGCUGGUGGUGCUGACCGUGCGCAACUACUCCCGCUGGCAGGAUGUGUCCAUGCACAGGAUGGAGAUGAUCAGCGACUUCUCCGAGCGGCGCUUUCUGCAGGAGGUGGACUACCUGGUGUGUGCAGAUGUGGACAUGAAGUUCCAAGACCACGUGGGUGUGGAGAUUCUCUCAGCACUCUUCGGUACCCUGCAUCCUGGCUUCUACAGAAGCAGCCGAGAGGCCUUUACCUAUGAGCGCCGGCCAAAGUCACAGGCCUACAUCCCCCACAAUGAGGGCGACUUUUAUUACAUGGGGGCCUUCUUUGGGGGGUCAGUGGUGGAGGUGCACCGUCUCACCAAGGCCUGCCAUCAGGCUAUGGUGGAGGACAAGGCCAAUGGCAUCGAGGCCGUCUGGCAUGAUGAGAGUCAUCUGAACAAGUACCUGCUGUACCACAAGCCUACAAAGGUGCUGUCCCCAGAGUACAUGUGGGACCAGCAGCAGCUGGGCUGGCCCUCCGUCAUGAAGAAGCUGAGAUAUGUGGUUGUGCCCAAGAACCAUCAGGCAAUCAGGAACAGAUAGCUGAAUUCCUGUUGGAGAGGCCAGGCUUAUAUCCAGGGUCACUCCAGGCUGUGUGGAACUGGGAAGAUUUGAGAGACAUUUAUGAAGUGUCGCCAUCUACCCCACUUCAGGGUCUAGCAGGCCCAGUACCACUUGUCUUACCCUACACUGAGCCCCUGGAGUGGCAACCACCCUCAGCUCCCACUGUGUCUCUAAGCUCCUUCUCAGUGAGAUGUAGCAGGAGCUUUCAGAAUAUGGGGGAAAUUCUGUCAUGCAGUUACCUGAGGACCUGGGCAUCCGCACUCAGCCUGUCCCGUCCUCUGCUGAGAGGCUUGACAGAUGUCCAGUGCCCUCAGGAAUAGGCAGGAGGGCAGGGAGACUCACUGCCUGCAGGCCUCAGAGGUGAUUGGCUCCUGCUCAGCUCAGCUGGCAGAUCAACAACCUGUGACCAUUGCCUCUGCUCAGUUUUGGUUCAUUUGGGAAUAGCUAGUUAUCCAUCCUGGGAAUAAGUAUAUUUCUAGUAUAUGAGUAUAUAUUUUCUUUAAAAAAAUUUUUAAAUUAA